This is a messenger RNA of Amoebophrya sp. A120, 2534 nucleotides long. NCBI's taxonomy places the organism in Eukaryota, Dinophyceae, Syndiniales, Amoebophryaceae. The record is from the annotation of a GenBank genome assembly.
UGAAGUUGAUGAAUAUGUCCGUUAGAGGAAUGUCUCGGUUCUCAAAGAUCUCGUGGCCCACAUGAAGAACUCCAAGAUAAAUCCUCAAAGAGAUCCUCGAUUAUUGCACAUGCGGUCCUCGAAGCGUCAAAGGAAAAAGCUACCGCGACAGACGAGGGUCACAUGGCUCCAGGAACAGUAGUACCUCCCUACUUGGGAGCUGCAGUGAACAAAAAUACAAGCACAGGCAGAAAGGAAGAGGGUGCUCAGGCGGCGCCAAUGUCCGGUGAAAGUGGACCUCCUGGCACAGGAGAUCAAAAACCGCUCGAUGUCUCUGGUGGAGCCAAGCCACCCCCGCCGCAGCAGCCGGCGUAUCACGGAAAAAACGAAUUGUUGGACUAUAACACGGUCUACAGAGCAACCCACAUCAAUCCCCUCGUCACGACCCGUGCGGACUGCGAAAAAUACAUUGCAUUUUACGCCAUCGGAGAGAAUUUCGUGAAGGCGUUUUCUCGGGUGGGCAUCACUGGGAAAUUCGUGCAGGUUGCCGAUUUUGAACUUGUGUAUAGGGAUGAUGAAAGCUGCAGCGCUAGUAUUCCGGUACUAGAAAGAACGAAGAAACCCAAGACGCUGGCGUGGGCGACAAGGUUUGUUCUUGAAGAUAGUGGAACAAGUGUUUCCGGUUCUGGUGCUGAAAAUGGCGAUGGUACUAGAAAGAACCCCCUCAUCCUCCUCCAAGAUGUUGACGCGGACCCGAAUAACAGAGAAAAAGACCUCUUCGUCCUCGACUUGUGCAACAGUAGGGAAUAUCAAAUGCAAAAGUGUCUGGGGGUGGAAGGUCGAAACUUGUGUUGCUAACGUUGGACUUCAAAAAAAUCUGUAUUGCAUGCCCAGCAAGAGGAGUCUAGUUUGUGCUACGCGGGGAGGGCAUUUGUCAUGCGGAGUAGGCAUCAGGAAGCCCUCUAAAAAUCUGUGACGUUAGGUCGUGCAUUACAGACAUCCUGGGCCAUGCGAAAUAUGCAUGACAAACCCGGCAACAAUCCAGACCCAGACAAUAUUGCAUUUGAUAGGGAAGCACAAGCCGCACUUCCGCAAAAAUCUCCGAGAAGUGCAGCCCCACAACUGAAGAUCCACGAUGAAUCUACUACGCUUGGAAGAUCCGUCGUCGUGUCUAUUGAAACAACGAAAGAACUUUCCUUACCUAUCAAAUGUAAAAAUGUCUGGGUCAGGAAACUCGUGAUGCUGGGUGGCGUAUCAUGAGGAUCCCGCAAGUGCUGGCUCAGCAUGACAAGUUUCUGAGCUUCUAGGUGCUGUCUAUUGUGCAUGACAAACUGCGUUUCUGCAUGACAGAAAAAUGGCGCUCUUGGGUAACGUGCAUGACAGAUUCGAGAGUCAUGCCAGACAAGCAUGACAAACAUGCAUUCUUCCAGACCCAGACAUUUUUACAAUCCAUAUUACCCAUGAACCUACAAAACCCCUGCGGUGCCAUGGUGUCAGCAAGGAAACCGAACGUGAUUUACGGUGCGGCCUUCGGGAAGGAAGGACUGAGUAGCGGGGUUUGGGUGGCUGAGAUCAUAAGUGGAAAUAAAAGCGGAAAAAAUAGUGAAUUGUUAACCACAACGAAAAUAACCGGCGCGAAAUUGGCCCGGCCGGGGAAUGAUCAAGUGAACGACGGUUAUUUUGGGCCACACCACGUGCACAACGUGCUGGUUUUGGAUAAGCGAACCCCAGUACGGUGCGGAGGAGCACCCUCAACCGCAACAUUCGGCGACGAUAUUCUCGCUUUCGAUGUGGGCGACGGCAUGGCACUUUCCUGGUCUGGGACGAGGAAUAACCCUGCCGAAAACGGCGGGAUUUACUCCGUGCAGGGUAUGAUUAACUUCGACCACACGGACGAGGGUCGUGAUACGGUUACGUUACAGAUGACGAAAAUUUUGAGCAACUACCCGGUCCGGUCCAUGGUGCAGGAUUCUGAAGACAAAACGAUACUCUACGCGAUUACGCAGGAGCCACCUAAUGUUCCGACGAGAGUUUUGAAGUUGAAACUGAAAGAACCGGUGAUUUUUCAGGAAUCCGACGGGAAGAUGAAAAGUGUUGUAAAAAAUGAUUUUUCAUCGUCCCAGCUAGAGAUUUUGUCGGAGACUGAGUUACCGCUUCUAAACCCCAACGCCGAGGGCGGGGCGGACGUGGUGGCGGUGGAUGGGAAUUUGAUCGUCGCGACAGAUCGGGGAGUCCGCGAUGGGAGAGAGAAAGGGAAGAUCCACAUGCUGAGAUGGAACACAGCGGAUAGCAAAGACCCACCGGAGUUUGUUUUCAGCACAGAAACAGAUUUUCAACCAAGGCACACAACCGUUCUGGAUGAUCCGGUUGGAAGCGGGUCGUUUAGAAACAAAGGUGUGGAAGUUGAUGAUGUUACUGCAGUACAUAGAAAAGUGAUUGCAGUAGCGCACCAGGAAGGGAAGAGUGUGAGGCUUUUCAGUGCGGAUCCGGCGGAUAAGGGGAGGGCUUUGCAGGACAUUGACAUCGGGAAGCCCGUGAUGUUUAUUUUGCAGUAG